GCGAGCACGGAAACGACCGGAAAUGCGCGCGCUGCCCUCUGGGAGAUGUAGUUGGGCGCCCUCUUGCGCAGGCGCAGACCCAGCUGGUGCCGGCCGCGGCCUUUGUCCUGUCGUCCCGCUGAACUGCCUGCUGAGGACCUAGCUGUUCCUCCAAGAGGCCAGAGGAGGAGGGAAUGACUGCUGGGCUCCUUGCUGCUGGGACCCCGGAACAAGUGACUUUUGAGGACAUAGUUGUGGACUUCACCCAGGAGGAGUGGGGGCAGCUGGAGCCUGACCAGAGGACCCUGUACCGCGAUGUGAUGCUAGAGACCUUCAGGCUCCUGGUCUCCGUGGGAUGCUGGCUCCCCAAGCUGGAUGUCAUCUCCCUGCUGGAGCAGGAGGAGGAGUGGUGUGCAGCGGAUGUGUGCUUAGAUUUGGAAACUCAACCCAAAACCAAACUGUCAGCUCCAAAGCAAGACAUCACUGAAGAAAUAGCAAGCAGUGCCCUGGUGGAAAAGUUCCUGUGGGAUAGUCUGUGGUACUCUGAGAGUGACAAUGCCAAGGGCCACUGGGGACAGAGUCACGAGAGCCGAGAUAGCCACGUGGUGCAGGCAGCAUUCACGCCUCUGAAGAUACCCAUGCAGCAGCAGCAGCAGGUGAAUGGGUUUGGGGAAAACUUGAUUCUGAGCCCCAGUCUCCCAGCUCAGCCAAUGACUCCUGAAAGACAAGACCUCCACAUGCUGGGGACACGUGGGAAGAGGGGGAAGCCAGACCCAGGGUUAAAUGCUCAACAGAAAAUAUAUGCAAAGGAGAAGCCCUACAAAUGUCAGGCAUGUGGAAAGGCCUUUAGUCACAGCUCAGCACUUAUUGAGCACCACCGAACACACACGGGAGAGAGACCCUAUGAGUGUCAUGAAUGCGGAAAAGGCUUCCGAAACAGCUCGGCACUUACCAAACACCAGAGAAUCCACACUGGCGAGAAACCUUACAAGUGUACUCAGUGUGGGAAAACCUUCAACCAGAUUGCCCCACUGAUCCAGCACCAGAGAACUCACACAGGGGAGAAGCCCUACGAGUGCAGCGAGUGUGGGAAAUCCUUCAGUUUCAGGUCGUCCUUCAGUCAACAUGAGCGGACUCACACUGGGGAGAAGCCCUACGAGUGCGGCGAGUGUGGGAAGGCCUUCCGGCAAAGCAUCCACCUCACCCAGCACCUGCGAAUCCACACAGGGGAGAAGCCCUACCAGUGUGGGGAGUGCGGCAAGGCCUUCAGCCACAGCUCUUCCUUGACCAAACACCAGCGAAUUCACACGGGGGAGAAGCCCUAUGAGUGCCACGAGUGUGGGAAGGCCUUCACGCAGAUCACACCGCUGAUUCAGCACCAGAGGACCCACACGGGAGAGAAGCCGUACGAGUGCAAUGAGUGCGGGAAGGCCUUCAGCCAGAGCACGCUCCUGACUGAGCAUCGGAGGAUCCACACAGGAGAGAAGCCCUACGGGUGCAACGAGUGUGGAAAAACCUUCAGCCACAGCUCAUCACUCAGCCAGCACGAGCGGACGCACACAGGAGAGAAGCCGUACGAGUGCAGCCAGUGUGGGAAGGCCUUCCGGCAGAGCACACACCUCACUCAACAUCAGAGAAUCCACACAGGGGAGAAGCCCUACGAGUGUGGCGACUGUGGCAAGGCCUUCAGCCACAGCUCAUCCCUCACCAAACACCAGCGAAUCCACACUGGAGAGAAGCCCUAUGAAUGUAACGAGUGUGGCAGAGCCUUCAGCCAGCUUGCCCCACUCAUUCAGCAUCAGAGGAUCCACACAGGAGAAAAGCCUUAUGAAUGUAAUGCAUGUGGCAGAGCCUUCAGCCAGAGCUCCCUUCUCAUAGAACACCAGAGGAUUCACACCAAGGAAAAGCCCUACGGGUGCAAUGAGUGUGGAAAAUCCUUCAGCCACAGCUCAUCACUCAGCCAGCAUGAGCGGACACACACUGGGGAGAAGCCCUAUGAAUGUCAGGAUUGUGGGAAAUCAUUCAGGCAGAGCACCCACCUCACUCAGCACCGGAGGAUCCACACGGGAGAGAAGCCCUAUGAGUGCAGGGACUGUGGGAAAGCCUUCACACACAGCUCAUCCCUUACCAAGCACCAGAGAACUCAUACUGGGUAGACCCACUUCACACUCACUGGGACAUGGGAAAGCCUUAAGACAUAGCUCAUCCCUUACUAGAUGUGACCCAGUCUUUCUCAAUGGAAACAAUACGAGUAUAUGCAUAUGCAAGCCUUCACACAUAGUACGUGCCUCAGACACCCUCAGAGAGAAGCGACGGAAAGGACUGUGGGAAGAUGGAGCUCUAGGGCAUCCAUCCCUGGAUAGCAGAACAUCCAGACAGUAGUAAGGACAUGUGGAGUAAAUCAGUGUUGAGGACUUUCAGUCAUGAGUGCCCACUAAUGCUACAUCAUAGAACCUACAAAAAAGAGAAAUGGGAAAAAAAAUGUAGCAGAUCUGGAGAUGGCUUCUGUCCAAGGAUUCACGAUAUUCCAAACUAGAGAUUUUCAAAGUGGUGAGAAACCCAACAAAUGCUUUUUAUAUACAGAAACCAGAUAUACUCAGAAUUUAUCAUUAUUGCACAUUACAUUCUUGGGAGGGGUGCUUAUGAAUGGUACAAGGUGACUAUAAAUUUCUCUACAGGACUCACAGGCAUUAGAAACACAGAUGUUGCUGUUUCACAAAAAGGAAGAUUUUUCCUUUGUUAAGCCACCAUCUUAUGAACAACAGCACUUCCACAUUGGAACCUUAUAUUUUGCAAGGCUUAUCUCUUUUUUUUUUUUUUAAAGAUUUUAUUUAUUUAUUUGACAGAGAUAGAGACAGCCAGAGAGAGGGAACACAAGCAGGGGAAGUGGGAGAGGAAGAAGCAGGCUCAUAGCAGAGGAGCCUGAUGUGGGGCUCGAGCCCACAAUGCCGGGAUCACGCCCUGAGCCGAAGGCAGACGCUUAACCGCUGUGCCACCCAGGCGCCCCAAGGCUUAUCUCUUUUGAGAAAUGUACAAGUUAAUCUUCUUUUGAUUGUUUUCAUUGAUUCUUCUUGGUGUUUAAGCUUUUGUUUUUGUAUAAUUUAUCUUGAAGAUCCAUAGUAUUACAUUAAAUCCUGAAUCCACUAACAGCAGUCUCUCUGACAACCACAACCCCUGAACGGUGACUUGCCAUCCUCAUUAGAACCCAUAUUUAAAUUGCAUUGGCUGGAUUUGGUCACCAACCAUAGGGUUAUAUCGGUUGGUUUGGUUUUCCGAUCACAAUGCCAGGAUGUAAGUUUCCAGUUAACUUGAAAUUUCUCCCUUUGGGGAAGGAUAUUACAAAUAGUCUUCCAGUAGUCCCCAGUAUGCUUAUGCAAUGCCUCCCCUUCCCUUUUUUGGAAUUAAUUUCAUAGUCAUUUAUAAGCCACUUAAGAAAACAGCCGUCUCCAGUAGAAACAAUGCAAGCCACAUCAGUAAUUUUAGCUAUUGUCAUAGUCCCAUUUAAGAAGCAGAACAGGUGAAAUUAAUAUCUGUCCCUGUAUAUCCCAAAUGUUACCAUUUCAACAUGUCACUAUAAAAGACCACUGAUGAGAUGUUUUGCUUACUUUCUGUAUAGUACAUCUUUGAAAUCCAGUGUAUACUAUACAUUUGAGGCACACCUCAGUUCCCUGUAGCCUUUCUGGUGCUCAUUUGCUCAUUUCCAGUGGCUGGACUGGACUGGCGUGGGCAGCUCAAUAGCCUCGGCCCUCUGGUCAGUUGUUUUGUCCUCCUCCUUUUCCCUGGGCUUCUAUCCUUGUGUUGCGUCUUGUACUCAAGGAAACCAGAUGUGCUGAGAUGAUGAGCUUCUUUAAAUAAAUGGCAUGACAGGCUCCUACCCCUGAAUCUUAUGUAGAAAAUAGGUCAUGCCAGUUGUGCACAGUUCGGACUCUCUAGGAUUAUACUUCUUACUGGAGAACACUGCAUUUGGAAAACAUGUUAGGGCUCCUCUAUUCCAGUUCAGUUCAGUAAAAAUGGAACCCAACCACACUCUUCCACAGUCCUUUGAAAAUGCCAGAUGACUGAGAAACAGAGUCACGCAAGCUCCUGCUGUCCCGUGCAGCCCUGCUCCCCUGCCCCCACAAUGACACACACAGGAAUACAGCACAGAACUGGGAACCAUGGGGAGGUGCCCACAGUAUCACUUCUAUCCUCCAUCAGGGAGUGAGAUGAGAGUUCCCUCCCUAGCAGGGCCACAUCCCUGGAGGGAAGUUGAAGCUACACCCAGAGUAUCAGAAAAAUGGCAGAGGCAAGUACACUCCUGACUAGAGGUCCUCACUUACCUGGAGAGUUGCUGGUAUGUCUCAAUUAUUGACACAAAAGUUGAAGACCAACAAGGAAAGAUGAAGGGUGUGAACACAGGCUCAGUAGAGGCCGUGCUGUUUCCACCUUGUUCACUGUGGUGCUUGUGCUUGGAACCCUGAGACACCACGUAGGAAGUCCAACUGCCAC
Molecule: messenger RNA, 4467 nt
Organism: Ailuropoda melanoleuca (giant panda)
Lineage: Eukaryota; Metazoa; Chordata; Mammalia; Carnivora; Ursidae
Gene: ZNF135
Product: zinc finger protein 135
Biological process (GO): regulation of transcription by RNA polymerase II
Cellular component (GO): nucleus
Molecular function (GO): RNA polymerase II cis-regulatory region sequence-specific DNA binding; DNA-binding transcription activator activity, RNA polymerase II-specific
Source: RefSeq, a predicted model, not a curated record